AUGAGGUGGAUUAAUAUAAGACACGUGUUUAGUGUUCAAUGGACCACUCAAUGUUCUCACAUAAGUCAAACCAGCACAAGCAUCAACGAAAUCCUCAUCAAUAAAAUCAGUAGAAAAAACCUGAAUCCUAUCUGCAUAACCUUUCUCAAAACACUGUGGUUUUCCUUCUGGAGAUCCAAAGAUCGUUUUUCCUUGGAUCAACUUAGGUACCUAGCUGGUCAGUUAACAAAAGUUCAUAUAGUUAAUGAGGUUAAUAAGGAUUUUGUUAUUGAGGCUCUGAGAUCAAUCGCGGAGUUGAUAACAUAUGGUGACCAACACGACCCAAGCUUUUUUGAAUUUUUCAUGGAAAAUCAAGUUGUGGGAGAUUUUGUACGUGUUCUAAAACUUAGCAGGACUAUUAGUAUUCCACUUCAGUUGCUACAAACUGUUAGCAUUUCACCAUUUCAUAUUAACAUAUCAUCCUGA
Lathyrus oleraceus (garden pea) is the source of this 465-nucleotide messenger RNA. RefSeq names its product protein TRANSPARENT TESTA 9. Gene Ontology annotation, biological process: vacuolar transport; endosomal transport; regulation of autophagosome maturation. The coding region runs from base 1 to 465 and encodes 154 amino acids. The record is from RefSeq and is a predicted model, not a curated record. Gene Ontology annotation, cellular component: Golgi apparatus; late endosome. The transcript is spliced from 5 exons. Lineage: Eukaryota; Viridiplantae; Streptophyta; Magnoliopsida; Fabales; Fabaceae.